GUUGAGUCUGCGGGAUGCUUGCAGCUGGGAUGGACGCGAGAAGGGAGGAAUCAGGGGUCCCUGGGGUGGGGAUGGGGAGGACUGAGGCUUUUUUGGUUAGGUCUCUACUCUACGUCCAGCUGCGUAGCCCUUCUCUCCCCUUGGAUGUGUAAUGGGUUUCUCCGUAGGUCUGAAGCAGCCUUCUUGUUGCCGCCUCCCUGCCCGCUCUCUGCCGAAACAAAACAAGACAAACCUUACCCGAACCAGACCUACUACGGUCUAACCACUCUCAAAAACUGACUAACUCCAUUCUUCCAGAUACUUUUGCCAUGUGAAGUUGAACAUGGCAGAAGAAGAGGACUACAUGUCUGAUUCCUUCAUUAAUGUCCAACAAGACAUCAGACCAGGAUUGCCAAUGCUGAGGCAGAUCCGAGAAGCCCGUCGAAAAGAAGAAAAGCAGCAGGAAGCUAAUUUGAAAAAUAGGCAGAAAAGUUUAAAAGAAGAAGAACAAGAAAGACGUGAUAUUGGGCUGAAGAAUGCACUAGGCUGUGAAAACAAAGGGUUUGCUCUGCUCCAAAAGAUGGGAUAUAAAAGUGGUCAGGCCCUUGGCAAGAGUGGAGAUGGUAUUGUUGAGCCAAUUCCUCUCAACGUCAAAACAGGGAAAAGCGGUCUUGGUCACGAGGCAUUGCUGAAGCGGAAAGCAGAGGAAAAACUAGAAAGCUACAGGAGAAAGAUUCGCAUGCAAAACCAAGCUGAAGAAACAGCUGCAGAGCAGUUUCGACUGCGAUUUAAACAUAAGCACGAUGAAGUGAAGCUGGAAGGGGACCUGAGGAGAAGCCAGCGAGCCUGCCGCCAGUUGGAUACUCAGAAGAACAUUCAGGUUCCGAGGGAAGCAUGGUACUGGUUGGGGCUUGAAGAGGAGACUGAGGAAGAGGAAGAGGAAGAAAAAGAGCCAGAGGAAGAUGAAUAUAAAAGUGAAGACUUAAGUGUACUGGAAAAAUUACAAAUAUUGACUGGUUAUUUAAGAGAAGAACAUCUGUAUUGUAUUUGGUGUGGAACAGCCUAUGAAGAUAAAGAAGACCUCUCUUCAAAUUGCCCAGGACCAACUUCUGCAGAUCACGAUUAAGACUAUUCUCAAUAAAGUAAAAACUUGGAAAAUGUCACUGUUACCUAAAAAUAGACAAUUGAGCAGUUAGAAUUCCCAAAUUAUGCCAAUAAAGAAAAGGGGCCUUUUUUUUUUUUAAAGA
Molecule: messenger RNA, 1226 nt
Organism: Enhydra lutris kenyoni (northern sea otter)
Lineage: Eukaryota; Metazoa; Chordata; Mammalia; Carnivora; Mustelidae
Product: G-patch domain containing 11
Exons: 9
Coding region: 323-1105 (260 amino acids)
Cellular component (GO): kinetochore
Molecular function (GO): nucleic acid binding
Source: RefSeq, a predicted model, not a curated record